Messenger RNA from Daktulosphaira vitifoliae (grape phylloxera), 1411 nucleotides. It is a transcript of the gene IntS12, whose product is annotated as integrator complex subunit 12. NCBI's taxonomy places the organism in Eukaryota, Metazoa, Arthropoda, Insecta, Hemiptera, Phylloxeridae. The record is from RefSeq and is a predicted model, not a curated record. Bases 120 to 947 code for a protein of 275 amino acids. The transcript has 5 exons.
UUUGACGUCAAAAAAAUAUAAUCAUGUUUAUUCAAAACAUUAAAUUUAAUAUAAUACCACAGACUCUAGGACUAUAUAAUAUGUGCUUAGGAAAUAAUAAGUUUUUAAUUUAAUUUAAAAUGGAAGUUGCUGCGGAAUUUGAACCUUUUAUGAAAAACGGUUUUAAGCUCUUGCGUCGUACUAAAGAUGCAAAUUCUAUUAAACAAAUGUGGAAAUAUUUCGAUGAAGCUAUAGAAGAACAGUAUGGUUCAAAUCGACGUCCUACAAAUGCUGCAAAAAGAAUUCCUGUACCUACAGCAUUAAUGACAAAAGAUUUGGGCAAUGAACAAUUUGAUGUAGGUGCUGAGGAUGAGUCAAGUAGCUCAAGUUCUUCAUCAAGUCCUGCUCCUAGCACUAGCAAAAAUAUUGUAGAAGUUUGUUCAUCUCCACCCCCUACAAUAACCCUUGAACAAGCUAAAGCAGAUCCAGUAAUAAACAUUGACUCUGAUUCAGAUAUGGAAACUGAUCUAGAAGCAUAUUCUUGUUUUGUUUGCAAAGAGAGUUUUGUGCACAUGGGUAAUAGUUUAGUUGAAUGCUUGGACUGUCAUUCUAUGUAUCACCAAAAUUGCCACAGCCCUCCAAUUACAGACAUUAACUUAAAUGACCCUAGAAUAGUUUGGUAUUGUAGUAAUUGUCGUCAAAGAGAUUCUCAAAAAGCUCAGGAUACUCGUACUUCAGGAAAAGAUGGUAAUAAAAAGAGUUCUUCUAAAAGUACAAGUGCCAAAAUAGAAAAAUCAUCUACCAAAAGUUCACAACAUGCAAAAGCAAGCCCAAGUAAAUCAAAGUCGUCAUCAGAUAACAGCAGUCCUAAACACUUUCCACCUACAUCUAGUACUAUAUCAGCAAUGGAAAAACGAGUUCAAAUGAUGAAAAAAAAAGCAGCCAAAAAAAGUGAAAAAAAAAAAUGAAUUUUUAAUAAAAAAAAGUAAUUAUAAGAAAAAAACAUUAAUUAUAAUUUGUAUAUAGUUAAUUUUUAAUAACAAGGAUAACUUUUUUUUUAAUAAUCAAAUGGUUUCCUUUCAACAUCAAAAUCUUUGUAACCUAGUAAAAUUCUAAGUUAUAUAUUGUUUCUUAAAAUGCUACGCUACUUAUCUCAGUUUUAAAAACUUAACAAGAGAGCAAAAAACUAGUUUCUAUGUUAUCUAUCCAUCAAAUCUUCAUUGUAUUGAGGUCCCAUUUUUUUAUGCUUUUUCUAUUGACCAUGUUUGAAAUUUGAAUUCACUAGUGUAUACUCAUGUAAUGAAUGAAACAUUGUUACUAACUCAAAAUAUAAAUUAUUUGAUGUUGUAUCUGAAGUGAAUUUAUGUUGCCCAUAUUGAUAGGUAUGUUAUAAUCAAUUUUUACAAAAUAUAUAUUUAAAUUCAUAAAUUUA